CUACAAAAGAAAGCACAAGCGAAAGAAGCAAGCAGUACGGAAUCUAAAAGUGAUGGUGCUUUUUAUAGCAGGGAAGAAGUUGCAAAGCACAACUCUUAUGAAAAAGGCAUCUGGGUAACAUACAAAGGCCAAGUGUAUGACAUCACAGAGUUUAUCGCCAGCCAUCCAGGGGGGCCAAGCAAGAUCAUUUUGGCGGCUGGUGGUGCAUUGGAGCCUUUCUGGGCUCUGUAUGCUGUACACAAUAACCAGCAUGUUCUAGACUUGUUGGAUGAUUACAGGAUUGGCUCAUUAGCGAAAGAUGAGAGCUCCAGUGACACGUCUGAUAUCAAGGUGAGGUUUUAAUAGCCUGGGUGCAAGCUCUCCAUUUAUGGCAAGUAAAGAGAACCACGAGAAAACUCGCGAGAGAGUAGCCAAGAGGCGAGUGGCGUCUCCUUUUGCGUGCCGCUCAUGCCCCGGUAGGGGGGCUUGAUUUAAGUAGGGAGAGUUGAAAAAUCGAUUUCUUUCAUUUUUUGUCUAUGAAUAGCUGUUAGGUAGAUAAGAAACGUGAUGUAAGUUGUUUCUCCAAAAGCCUUUUAUUUGCGAGAAAAAUUAGAAUAUUGGUUUUCAAGGUCGGAGUCUGAAAAUGGCCUAAUUCUUAACCUAAAAUUUGCUAACAUCAACUUUCCUCGCGUUCGAAAACAAAGCCGCACGGAGAAAUUUGUACACUAGCCGUUUUGCAUUUUAUUUUCUGAUUGUCGCUCUUAUUGAUGAUGAUGAGGAUUUUGACUAUUUUUCAGAUGAUGAUAAUGAUGAACAUUAAAGUUCUAUGUGAUUAGUCAAUAUCAAUAAAUAACUGAAAUUCGAUUAUAUUAUAUGAUGUAUUUUUGACAGGAUCCAUAUGUUAAUGAUCCCUCUCGUCAUCCAGCUCUGAAGAUCAACACCAAGAAGCCUUUCAACGCAGAGCCACCAAUGCAGCUUUUAGCCGACAACUUUGUUACUCCUAAUGACAUCUUCUUCAUUCGAAAUCAUCUUCCUGUACCAGACAUUGAUGCGAAUACAUACGAGUUGGAGAUCACUGGUGAAGGAGUCAAAACAAUCAAGCUCUCUCUUGAGGUAGGUGAAGUCGCUUUGCUCAAAAGGGGUUUGAGCUGAGGUGAAGACCUGAACGCAACCUAUUCGGAAAAGAAUAAAAAAAUCGUUGGCAAUUUCAAUGUGGCUCAGAAUUACUUAAAGCUACGUUACGGCGGGGCAGUAAAAACGUGGAACUUGUUUUGCAAAAUUGCUACAAAACGAGUUGAGAAGUAAUGUUGCGCGUUUUACCACUCACGUUCAAACUUGUUUUGCAGCAAAUAAGGUAGUUUCAAGUUGCGUGAAUGCUGACUUCUAGUUGGAUUAAAUUACUCGUGCCUGUGCAACAUUUACAGAUUUUUCACAGAUUUACAGAUUUUGUUGCAAAAAGUAGAAAUACUCUCUACUUUCUGCAACAAUUUUUCGCAGCCUAUAACAACCUGAUUUGUUGCAAGGCUGGUUUGGUUCGUGGGUGGCCAAACAAGCAUUAUUGUUAUUCAACUCGUUUUGCAGCCGCAAUUAUAAGAAUGGGAAAAAGGUUUUGCCGGUUCAAGAAAAGUAACCCAAAUCAGUCCAUUUAUAAAUGUCUUUUUUUCUUUCGCUCAAAUGUCUCAGAACUUGGGCGUGCUCGUGCGGGCGGCAGUAGGCAAGCGCAGAUGGUGUAAAAGGAGGUGUUUUAACCUUUUUGCUCGCUUUCGCGUUAUCAGUUUUCAAGCUAUUAUUAUUUGUUUUCGUUUCGUGAGAGUUUUUAUAUGUGAGACGUUUGAGUAAAAGAAAAAAAAAAGCAUUUGUAAAUGGGCUAAUUUGCGUUAAUUUUCUUAAGCCCGCAAAACCUCUCCCCAUUCUUCUGACCGGCUCGCGCCCCGCAAAUUUUCCACGAGCCCGCAGGCUCCUUCUUUACCUAAAACAACAUCUAAAUCUACUACACCAAACAAUUCCUUGCAAGGAAACAUACUGUUUUAUUCAUAUUUCAGGAGCUCAAGAGCAAGUUUCCAAAACACACAGUGAUGUCAACUAUUCAGUGCGCAGGAAGCAGACGCAGUGAAAUGAAUCAAAUCAAGAAGGUCAAAGGACUGGACUGGGGGGCAGCUGCUAUAAGCACUGCUGAGUGGUCUGGAGCGCGUUUGAUAGAUGUACUCAGGUAUUGUGUUGACUCUAUUCACCUUUAUACACCAUACACUUAAUCCUUCAUUAGCACAGUCGGCUAGUGUGCGCCUCUCGUGCGGGAGGCUCCGAGUUUGAUUCCAAACUCACUUUGGUCUUUCAAUGAAUGUUUUAAACUUACAACUCCUGUUCAUACCUAUGCAACGCGCCAAUCUUGUUCUGGAAGUCUUUUUGAAGCCUCUGUCAAUACCACCCAAUACGGCUUCAGGUUCCUAAAUUCACUGGUUCUCGCUUGGAAUUCCCCGUCAGCAAAUAUAACUAAUUUACAGUCUCUUAAGCUAUUUUGUAAAGCCCUAAAAAUCUCUAUGCUUAAUUGUUAUUCUAGUUAAAAAUUUAUCUGCCUUUAAUAGCAGUAUAGGGUGUAUAAAUACCUUUUUUAUUUUGUAUUUUUUGGGAUCAUCCACUAGAUUAGCUUUUGAUAUUUGGAUUUUCCCAGCUCGCUUCCUAUUUAGAUGCUACAUCUUUUUUUCCCUACUUGUAUAAUCGUAUUCAUAUGCUAUCUUCGCUAAUUCAAUCUGUGUCAUCUGUAAAACCGAGCCGAGUGAAAAGAACCUCCUCGUCUGAAAUUCCUUUACCAUUAAGCUUUAAGUAGUUUUAAAUACCCGAAACGGAACACUGAGAGGGACGGGGAGAGGGGCUAAAAUGAGCGCACCGUGGUGCCAGGCUUGUCACUCUAAUGAGUGCUGUAACGAGUUGCCGACGUGAAAUAAGGACCUUUGCCAAAUUCAGUUAAUAAUUAUCUUUUGUCGUCAUGUACUCAAUAAAAUGUUUCAAGGUGAAAGUUGUAUUGAAUUCUGUGUGCAGGUCCAAUCACGGCAACAAGGGCUAAUCAUGAUCAUUUUAAUGAAUAUUUUACCAAAAUUAACCCAAGGGUGUGGCUGAAUGCAUCAGAUGCAUAGAAAGAGCGUCCCCAGUAUGGUCCUUCAAUCUCGUCCUCCCGAUCCAAAUGUUAGCUCAAUCCCAUAAUCCCGUUGGUUGGUUUGGUCCCCCAGUGUCCCAGUUUUUACGAGUCCAUUACAGAAGUUGACAGAAAUUUCUGUUUUAAAACUGUAGGUAUAUCUGUGGUCUACAAUUGACUUAUUUCGCUAUCAGAAUCUAAAACCACCGGAAUAUAGAAUGUCUUCCUCUUCCUGCAGUAAUUUCAUAACCUCUUACCAAAUUUUUAAUAUCUCGCUUAUAUUAUAAACUUUCCCUUUUGAUUGGAAAAUUGCCUUAGUUGUCCGUUCUCCCUAAUAAAAAAGUCCCCAAAACGUAUGUAUUGGACAACGAGAGUACUUAUACCAUUUAUUUGGGAAAACCGGAAAUUCCGGUUAGAAAUUCAAAUGGUAAGCACCCUAACUAUAGACCAAUUUCUAUUCUUCGGGGUAUAAGUAAGAUAUGAGAUUAAUUGUGAUUGUAAUUGUAAUUUUUUUUACCCACGGAGCACUUAGGAGUUCAUAAGAACUCGCUGAAACGUAUCCGUGCGUUCCAGAUCGAAUUGGAAUUUGAAAGUGUUCGUUUUUAACCUUGGAUAGGGGAAAACCGUAGUACCCUGAGAAAAACCUCUCGGAGCGAGGGAGAGAACCAACAACAAACUCAACCCACAUAUGAAAGAAUCUUAGGAAUUCUAUGAAAACCAGCUUUAAAAUAGAACCAAAAUCCACGCGCAAUCUCUGUGAUCGCAUCGUUCAGUAGUUUCUUUCAUUUGAUCAUUCAGAUCCUUGACGUGGAAACCACGCUGUCGAUCGCUACAUAGUGAGAAGCUCUAAACGUUUGCGGAUUUAGCACACAACAGCAAUUUCACGGCAUAUUUUACUUUUAAAUGUUAUUCCUCCUGUAUUCUGAUUACAUAUGUCGUACAUCCAGGUAGCAUGCAAUGCAUGCAAUAAGUGCGCCAUUACCAAUUGAAAAAUCUGUACGUUCGUCUCUUAGAAGGGGGAAGAAUUUUAGAAACUUAAUUUUUGUCGAUCAUUAGAUACGCUGGCCUCGACGAAAAAGCAAUUGAACACAUACAGUUUGAGGGUGCUGACCACGACAUCACAGGCUCAACAUACGGUGCUUCCAUCCCAGUCUACACCGCGCUAGCCGCUGACAGAGAUGUUCUUGUCGCCUAUGAAAUGAACGGGGAUCCCAUCCCGCGGGAUCACGGGUUCCCCGUCAGACUUGUUGCUCCAGGAAUAGUGGGUGCUCGUAACGUGAAAUGGCUGAAGAAAAUUGUCCCAAGUAAAGAAGAAUGCACCGGUCAUUGGCAGAAAAAUGAUUACAAGGGAUUUUCGCCCUGCGUUGAUUGGGAUACCGUUGAUUUCACCACGGCUCCUGCUAUUCAAGAUCUUCCAGUAACGUCGGCAAUCUGUGAACCAGCCGAGGGUGCUGUCAUCUCCGCAGAUGAUGAAGAAAUAUCACUCAAGGGCUACGCGUGGAGCGGAGGUGGGCGAGGCAUCGUGCGAGUUGACGUCUCCCUCGACGGCGGCAAAUCUUGGCAUGUAGCUAACCUCAUAGGCGAUAAUAAGAUUUACCGCGCCUGGGCCUGGAAACUAUGGCAAGCAACUCUACCUUUGCCGGAAGGAAAGAACUCGCUUGAGAUCUGUGUCAAAGCCAUCGAUUCAUCGUAUAAUUCACAGCCUGACAGUGUAGCUCCUAUUUGGAACUUGCGUGGUGUGCUGUCAAAUGCUUGGCACCGCGUAAAUGUUAAAGUGAAACGUGAUUAG
Messenger RNA from Porites lobata, 4898 nucleotides. Lineage: Eukaryota; Metazoa; Cnidaria; Anthozoa; Scleractinia; Poritidae. The record is from the annotation of a GenBank genome assembly.